AGUUACUUACAAGAAUAUCAAUUCUUUGUUCUCGCUAGUCGCUCUUUGUCGCUAGUCACAUCUCAUUGCUUCAAUCCAAUUUCAAAAUUUCCGGUCAACCGUCGGACUCUGGGGCUUCCUCGUCUACUUUCCCCGUGACGUCGCCCGUUGUCUGAAAUUACAACACCUUCAGUUUCUAGGAAAGGAACCCUCGUCAAGACAACAUUGAUGUCUGUUGACCUUCGCACGAGCCUCAAUUGCUUAGCUCAUCCCGCGAGAUUUAUGCCUAUCUCCAGAACGCAACUCUCUAGAGUUCACACAGGAGAUAGUAUACAGGAUAUAUCAAGUAAUAAUAAUUAAAGCGCCAAAGGUUUGAGUAGAAAGCCGCCCAGCAUGGAGCACGUAAGCAACAGUGUUUCCCUUGUUGAGUUGAAGACGCGUUCUCUCAUCCCUCAAACAUGGGAGGGUCAAGUCCGUGCAAUCGGAAUAUCGGAGUACAAGGAAGCAGCGCUAUCUCUAGCGCAAGCCUUUGCUACUGAUGAAUUGGCACAGUACCUCCUCGAUUCGGACGACAUGGUCGGUGUCGAUGACGAGGUCAAAUGGAGGCUCCACGUCGACAUCUUCAACUACAUCGUGGCAGCUCACUGUUACAGGGGCAUCGUGACGACCAUCGGACCGGAUUACGAGGGUGUGGCGCUCUGGAUGCCGCCAGGCCAGGAGAUGGACGACUGGAUGACCGUCAUCCGCAGUGGUAUGUGGAGACUCUACUAUCAACUGUCUGCGGAGGGCCGGAAGCGCUACUACAAAGAGCUGCUACCGGUGCUCCACAACGCAAAGGUUGAGACCAUGGGUGACAGGGACAACGAGUGCUACUACCUGGUCUACCUGGGCACCAAGCCCGCCGGCCAGCGUAGAGGCUACGCGAGAAAGCUUAUCCAGCAGAUGGCCUCCAAGGCUGAUGCGGAGGGCCGACCCAUGUACCUCGAGUCCAGCUCGUUGAAGAAUAACUCUUACUAUAAGAAGUUCGGCUUCGAGGCCAAGAGAGACAUCUACCUCGGCGCCGACAGCAAGUCGCCCGUCCGCUUGACCAUCAUGGUCCGCGAGCCGCAGAAGCUGGCCAACUCGAUCCCCAUCAAGCUCAACGCCGGGUUUAAGAUGAUGUAAGGAUCGAUGAUUGAAAGUUUGCUGUUGUGCUGACGUUGCCGCUGCCGUGUUACGGCUGCUGAUGCUGUUGAUGACGAUGACGAUUGAACAUCACGAUGAAUAGCUGACAAAGGGAUUUAAUGUGUGAUCGAAAUGUUCUUGUGAUCCGAUGACGCUUCAGUGGUUGACAGACAGACCGCUUCCGUCUUUUCGCGUUUGCUUUUGCGUGGUUGUUGCUUUUGUUUUGCUUGCUUGCUUACUUACAAUUACACAAACUUUGCUUCUAGGACCUCGUAUGGGCUAGCUAGCUCUUGGAUUUUACUUUCUCACGCUCCUUUUUUUUGCUUGAUGACGACUGGUUAGGAAAUACCCUUUUCUAAUACUAGGUACGGGUUU
Annulohypoxylon maeteangense is the source of this 1518-nucleotide messenger RNA. RefSeq lists its product as uncharacterized. The transcript is spliced from 4 exons. Bases 373 to 1143 code for a protein of 256 amino acids. Lineage: Eukaryota; Fungi; Ascomycota; Sordariomycetes; Xylariales; Hypoxylaceae. Gene Ontology annotation, molecular function: acyltransferase activity, transferring groups other than amino-acyl groups. The record is from RefSeq and is a predicted model, not a curated record.